AUGCUUGGAUCUACGCCCACGGACCGGCCUUCCAAGGUUGAGCCAGGCCCAUCGGAACGGCUUCAGUAUUCUCACAACUACCCACCACCAAACAACCCUCCUGGGGUCAACCACUUACAUGUGCCGGCUUAUGGCACACCUCCACAAGUUGCACACUAUCCGCCUCCGCCUUUGAAUCCGCCCCCUGCCCCUUCUACGGCUCAUGUAUAUCGUCCUUCUGAACCCUCACCUUAUGGGUUGGACCCAGGGGUUGCGUCUACGACUAGACUGAGAACCUCGAUUGCCUGUAGAUAUUGCCGCAAGCGAAAGAUCAGAUGUAGUGGUAAAGACAGUGCACUUGGCAGUAAAUGCCAAAAUUGCUCAGGGAUGAACCAGGAAUGCAUAUUCUCAGACAUCAAACCGGCGUCAGCCUUUGAUCCUGAUAUUGCCUGCGGGUUUGUUUUACCGAGGGAUGGGGUUAAUGGUUCUCUCGGAGAACCCUCCAUCCAAACACAAGACCAGAAUCGCGAUAUCGGUAGCUCUGGAUACGGAUCCUAUCCAAGUUUGUCGGAGUAUUAUUAUCCUCAGUACUAUCACCCUCCUCCACGAGAUGAUUAUGGCUAUGGUCCGAGACCAUACUACGACCAAGGGCAAGACGACGAGGACUCGCUUAAAGCCUACCCCACAUGGGCAAAGCAUCUUCAGGAACUUACUUCCAGUUUAAGUGAUAACCAAACCAGUGUCUUCCUUGAUCUAGACAACGAAGCUUUUGAUUAUACCGUCUCUGUUGUGCCCAUCAAUUCAGUGUCAACGGUUGGUGGUCAUGAUGUUUCGGAGACUAGGAAAAGCCACAAUGCUACGAGUCCAGAAAGGUCUGUUCAGACACUGCAAGAUCAUAGGCAGCAGGCUGCAUUGGCCAUUCCGAGUUUUCCACCUCCUCAAGGCCUUAAGCGUCGACCUCUGGCAGCCUUACCUGAGAUACUACAGGAUCAAGACCGGGAAUCCCUUAAAUUGGGAGAAGUCUCUGGCACUGGCCUUGGAACGAAGUUGACAACGCGAGUUGAGGCCUCAAAGGAAUCUAUCGAGCUUCCGGAUCCAGCAAAGUUGAGCAUAAGAUCCCCCACCACUUCAUCAUCUCCAACUGUAUCAUCCAAUAUAGACGUGGACUCAAUAUCUGGAGAUUCCGAAGGUCAGUUUGAUGGGAACAGCCUGGAGUACUGCCUCUUCAGCCGAGUUUUCUGCCGUUUAGCGAUUCUUAGUCAGGGUGAGACGACGGUAAGAGGGAAAUCGAACAGCAGCGGUUCAAAAGGAAAGCAAGUUGCAAAGAGUGGCUCUGCAAGCUCUUCUACAACCAGAGAUACAGCGAGCACUACAGGGGAAUGGAAGAAUCGACGGCAAGGCGACGACAAUGGUGAUGAAAGCAAAGAUAGACAGAACGAGCCCCCUAAGAAGAGAGGCAAGACAAGUCAAUCCCACUGUGACGAACGAUCGCAGUUUCUAGCAUGCCCAUACUGGAAGGCGGAUUCGAGAAAGUAUUGGGAUUGCUUCCUCAAGAAGAACGACACAAUCGCACACUUGAAGCAACAUCUGACGCGCCGUCAUACACCCAAGUAUUACUGUCAAAUAUGCUACCAAACCUUUAGAGACUUUGACCUUUUUGACUCACACGCGCUAGAGAGAUCGUGCACAAGAGGUCCCUCUGCGAAACUGGAAGGUAUAUCUCAGAAGCAAAAGAAUCAGCUUUCUCUAAAGAGCAAGGGAUCUGUUGAACAACAGUGGUAUACCGUAUGGUCGAUCCUCUUUCCUGAUAUGGAACCCCCUGCUACGAUAUACAUUUAUUCGACACAAUCCGAAGACUUUUGCCGGAUUCAGGAGUUUGCGCAACGAGAGGGAGUGGCCAUUAUGCUAGAUGAGCUGGAGUCUAAUGGACUUGUGGUCCGACCGGAUGCAUCCAACCAACUGCUCCGAUCGACCGUCCAGAGAGCUAUGGUGUCGAUCUUCAGAAGCUACUCCGUCAGGCGCGAACCGAGCUCCGAAGCAGAAGAGCCGAUCGUCAUCCAAGAUUUGCAACCAGAUAAUGAAGCAUCAUUUCAGCAAGAACCAACUACUGGAAGUCAAAUUGGUCAUGGGAAUCUUCCCACCACAUCCGCUGAUGUGAACUGGAUAGUGGACGAAGGUAUGGACGAUGCUGGAAUUGAGAGGCUAAGUAGACCAAGCAUAAGUACAUGGUCACAAUUACCAACCGCGACUUCAUGGCUUCCCAGAGGGGUUGUGCAGGAUAACACCGAGGAUGAGUCAUGGGGACCAGCUUUUCCUGAUGAGCCAGCAUUUGGGGAAAGUUCGUCAGGAAACGAUCUACCUUUCAACUUUGAGAGCUCAGACAUGUUAGACUUGGAUGCCUUAUUGCGAGAUGUGAUAAGUACCGAAGCAUAG
Molecule: messenger RNA, 2412 nt
Organism: Fusarium proliferatum ET1
Lineage: Eukaryota; Fungi; Ascomycota; Sordariomycetes; Hypocreales; Nectriaceae
Exons: 2
Coding region: 1-2412 (803 amino acids)
Biological process (GO): regulation of DNA-templated transcription
Molecular function (GO): DNA-binding transcription factor activity, RNA polymerase II-specific; zinc ion binding
Source: RefSeq, a predicted model, not a curated record